GACUCGGGUCGGGGUCGGGGUUGGCUAUCACGAUGGGAGUGAGCGGAAACUCCGCUUUCUAGUCACCGACGUUUUGGUGAGCGAAGCAGACCUCAAGUCUGCAAACAGGAUUUUCUAAGAUGGUAAUUGAGUGCUUUAAAGAAACUUGACAGGAUGAUGAAGAACGAAGUGAGGGGUAGUAAGUCUUAUGCAGAUCUGGAGAUUGGUCUCCACUCACUUUUUAAUUGUGAAGACUUCAAAAUACAGUUGGAUCUACCUCUCUUUUGAAAAACUUCUCCACCAAGCAAUAAAUCACCCAUGGUGCUCUUGUUGUAGCAGAGCAGCUUUUGAGUUUUCUAAGGCUAAACAAGAUUUUUAUUUUUCCCAUGAAGCCACACUGUUGCUUCUUCACUUUAAUGGUGAUUGUUACUGUGCCAGCUGCUUCUGUUUUGGAAGAUGCGGACUUCACCCAAGUUACCCCACUGGGAGCAAAUCAUAGUUCCAUCUCAGCAGGAUCCCACUCAGCUGAUGAUGUCGUCAUAGCCAGAGAGGGAGCCAAUGUUUCAAUUGAAUGUCUUCUCACAAUUGGUCACUAUGAAGAUGUCCAUUGGUACAACUCUAAAGGACAGUACCUGGAUGGCAGAGACAGAGGUGGAAAAUGGUUGAUUUCUGAUAACUUCCUGAAUAUCACCAACAUAACCUUUGAUGACCGCGGGCUCUAUACAUGUUUUGUCACAUCCCCAGUUCAUCCCUCCUACUCUGUCACCCUACGCGUUAUUUUCACCUCGGGAGACAUGAGUGUCUACUAUAUGGUUGUUUGCCUGAUUGCCUUCACAAUCACUCUCAUCCUGAAUGUCACACGGCUGUGCAUGAUGAGCAGCCAUCUUCGCAAGACAGAGAAGGCCAUCAAUGAGUUCUUCAGAACUGAGGGCGCUGAGAAACUUCAGAAGGCCUUUGAGAUUGCAAAGCGCAUCCCCAUCAUCACUUCAGCCAAGACUCUGGAGCUUGCUAAAGUCACUCAGUUUAAGACCAUGGAGUUUGCUCGUUAUAUUGAAGAACUGGCAAGAAGCGUUCCUCUUCCACCCCUUAUUCUAAACUGUCGGGCCUUUGUUGAGGAGAUGUUUGAGGCUGUGCGAGUGAAUGACCCUGAUGACAUGGGUGAAAGAAUUAAAGACAGACCUGCCUUGGAUGCUCAAGGUGGCAUCUAUGUCAUUAACCCAGAGAUGGGGCGGAGCAGUUCACCAGGAGGAGAUUCAGACGAUGGGUCUCUGAAUGAACAUGGCCAAGAGAUAGCAGUUCAGGUUUCUGUCCACCCUCAGUCAGAGACCAAAAGUAUUGAUACAGAUUCUCAAGACAGCAGUCAUUUCAGCCCACCUGAUGAUACAGGAUCUGUAGACUCCAGCUCUAACUACAAAGAUGGAACAUAUGAAAACUGUCAUCUCUGAGCUGUCCCAGUCCCUGCAAAAACAGCUCUUAGGAGGAACCUGUUUCAUGGAGGAGAUAACAUUUUUACCAAAAGAUAACUGGAGAUUUUCCCUUUGAUGUUCCACACAUCAGAACAUGAAUUGCCAGACUCUUUGUAAAAAUGCAGCAGUUUCCCCAUUAGCUCCCAGUCAUUUUCCUUAAACUUGAUUAAAUGAUGCAUGUUACAAUUUAAAGGAGCCUAAGAGAUAAACAUGAUGGGGAAAAUACUGAACUAAGGGCCUUGUGGCUUCUCCUCUGGUCAGUUUUUCCAUUGAUCAGAUGUGAUACUUAUUUUGAAGCCUCAGUUUUCCCCUCAGUAAGACAAGAGAUUUGUAUUUGACAAAAUUGAAGUUGUCCCUAAUCCUGUAACUUCCUACCUGUUACAUUUAAACCGUGAAAAUCUGCGGCACAUCUCUGAAGCUAGCCCUAGACAUUUAGUCUCUUCUUUUUGGAAAGGACCAACUGAGACUUUAUCUUGUGAUCUGGCUUUCUACACUGUGCCAUAGUACACAGAAGUGUGUGUAAUUUUUCAGAUGUUCUUCCAUGUGGAAAGUACAAUUAUAUGUGCUGGAUUAAAUCUUUUCUUCAGUGUAGCACGUGACUGUGUUGUUACACAGAUAUCAGGGAGCUGACUGCUCAUUAGUAAACUACUUCCCGUGAGUGAAUUGAUCCUUGUUGGGGGGACAUCAUAAGACAUCAUUUAGUUCAUUGAGGCUGGCAGUCAUUUCCCAGCUGACCUCCAGAAGUGAGCAGUGUGUUCCUAAGGAAUAAUUCAAGACUUUUAGGAUAAGAACAGUGUCAAAUUGUCUCUGAUAGAUCAUAGAUUUUGAUAUUUCUGUUAAGAAUUUCUCAGGCUCUCCCUUUUGAAAAGUACUAGACUCUACAUGUGGGUUCUGUGUUUGCGAUCUCAUUCUAGGAUAAAACCGAGAACUGUAUAUUCCUCUUUAGACCUCAGUCAACAUCCUUUCCCUCUGUGGUCUUAAAUAUGGUGCUAAAAGUUGCACGUUUCCCUAUCUUGCUUGUUGUGUUGAUAUUUUAUUUUUUAUGUUUUUAUUUUUGGAUACUUCAGAUGUGUAAUUUUGAGCUAGGGCUGCUUUUGUGUCCUGAGAAAUAAUUACCUGAAACAAGAUUAGAUAAAUGUGUUUGGUGGGUUACUACAUUAAAAUACACAGAUAAUCUAGACAUAAAACGGGAGGAAAAUGAUGGAUGAUGCCACCUGGUUCAACUGUGUAUAAUAAACACUUAGGAUGACAUUUCUUGCCUGGCUAAGAUCUGAUAUAAUGGAAUUGUAAAUACUCUUCAGAAUAAUUUCUUCAGCUACAAGAAGCUUGGUGCCAUAUAAUUUUAAAAACUUGGCAGUGGAACUGCAUUUAAUGCUUCACGUUUCUUCAUUUGGUUUCUGGUUAUUGAAGCAUUACUUGAACUAGAGGAUCCUGAGGGAAAUGUUCAGAGGAGGUUUUAUCAGGAUUUUAAUUUAAGGUUUCAAACAGAAGAAGACAGGAAAUUCAAAGUGAUUAGUCAAACUCAUGCCUCCCUUUGUCCAGGCUUAUCAGAAGUAAUACAUCUGUUCUAGACAGCAUGAAUGAAUCAAUGAGCAGCUUUAUCAGAUGGCUUUAUGGAUAAAGAUGAUAAUGCUGCCUUUUCUGUCUCUCAGGCUGUUUCUAUGGAAACCUCCAGGGCCAAACAAAAGCUACCAGUCAUUUAGCCAAAGCUUACCUUGGCUUGUAGACAUAUAUUUCUUCAAGGAAAAUUGUUUUCAUACAUUCUGCUAUUAGAGCAGGGGCUCUUGAACAUAUCCUAGAUUAUAGAAUAUACUUUCUCUUCCCACAGUGUUUCUCUUUAAAAAUAAGAAAAAUUUAAAUCCCUUGUGUGGGAUCAGUCUCCUGAAUAUCCCUCAUACCUUCAGGUAGUACACCAAUCCUGUCCUAAUAUAGCAAGUGUAGCAUCCUCUCUUAGUACGUAACUUGUUACUUUAAAGAUAGUGGAUUUACCCCACAUGUUUUCAGAAGGGAUAUUAAUGUUUAGAAACCUUUGGUAGACAGAUUUAAAGAUCAAAGACCUGAGAAACAGAACUUUGGGAAAACAUAGGAAGUACUGAAAAAAAAAUUGUAAGUUUUGACAAUAUGAUAUAAUAAAAGUAUAGGCUGCUACUGCAGUGUAUCCUAGAUAAAUUAUUUUAGAAACAUAAUGGUGACCUAAUUGGCAGCCAAAGUAACUGGUUUAAUUUGAAUCUUCCUAGUUAUGGUGCCAUGAAGGAGGACAAAAUUUAAUAGGUGUGGUGGGUAAGGUGCCCCACGACUACAAGCACUCUUAUAAUCCCAGCAUUUGGGAGGCUGACAUAGGAGAAUUAAGACUUUAAAGCCAGCCUGGUCUACAUAGUGAGUGAGACCCUAUCUCGAAAUACAAAAAAUUAGUAGGAGUUGGGACCAUUUCAUGCAGCUAGUUUUCAAGAGGAAUAAAAUCACACGUUAAUAUUUUUUGUAUCUAAUAAAAUACUCUUCAUCUGUAAUUAGCAGUCUCAUCUUUUUGUAAAUUCCUUAACCUUUGGAACUUCAACUACAGUCUAAAAGUCUUAACAGUAACUGUGGUAUAAUUAUCUUUUUGUCUCACCAAAUUCACGUUUGUAAAAAAAUGCCUUCACCUAACAAAAUGUACCUAAAAUCCUUUUGUCGUCUCAUUUGUGAAUUUUGUAUUGUCAUUUAAUGAGCUUUAUUGUCCUUAUGAAAUGUAGUAAAAUAAAUUUCCAAAAAGUGACAAA
Molecule: messenger RNA, 4201 nt
Organism: Heterocephalus glaber (naked mole-rat)
Lineage: Eukaryota; Metazoa; Chordata; Mammalia; Rodentia; Bathyergidae
Gene: Mfap3
Product: microfibril associated protein 3
Source: RefSeq, a predicted model, not a curated record